ACUUUUCUGUCAAAUGUGUCCUCCCCUUCCCACUCCACUUCUCCCUUCCCUUUUGUAAGUCAAUCAAACACCAAUCAAAUCAAAUGUUGUGUAUCAAUAUUAAUAAAAAUCAACUUACUUGUUAAUAUUUUAAUAUUGGCCAAGGUUUGGUGUGUUGUGCUUUUUCGUCAAAGAUCAUGAUAUAAAAUUUAAGCUUUAGGCUAUAGAAAAUGAUGAAAGCAACAGGUUUAGGUUCUCAUCGACCGCUCUCGGGGCAGCUAUACAAGUAUACCAACGUCGUUAAGGGAUGGCAGCAGCGAUGGUUUGCGGUGGAUCCGGAGACUGGAGUACUUUCUUAUUAUCUAUUCGAUGGUCCUGGUGAUACAAUCCAGCCAGGACAGCCGGCGCGAGGGGAGGCACAUUUAGCUGCAGCAGUAAUAUGUCCGAGCGACGAGGAUUCUCGUACGUUCACCAUAAACUGUGCAUCAGGAGACAUGUUGAAGCUGCGUGCCACUGAUGCUAGAGCACGGCAGGAGUGGGUUAAUGGCCUAAGAGCUAUAGCUGAGAUACAUACUAAAGCGAUGGGCGCCAACCCGCCGCUACAACCGCGCGAGCAGCUGGCGGUGCACGACGCCAUGGCCUCCGCACGACAGCAGCUGCAAGCCACCGAACUCAGUGACGCUGCUCUGGCCAGGUGUAUUGAAUCAUCGGAUUCACCGUUUCCUCAUACAGAUCCCGAUCUCUUACUCUUAAAGGCGACGUCUGCUGCAAGCAUGCAGUGCCUGCUGCAGUGUCUGGGCAUCCUGCACCGUCAGCAGCAAUGUGCCACACUCAGCGGCAAGCACGCUGACAACGACCACUGAUUGCUCCGCUAUCCUCUAUAUGGACAGGCUAUAAGCCAUCUUAUUUUGUGCCUAUUUGAUUUUCGCCAUUUAAGCACUAACUGUUACGAUGAGGAUUUGAACAACAAUAGAGAAGAAUUUAGAUAGAAUUAAUUGUCAGUACUUAGCAUAAAAAUAAUUAUAGGUGUGUUAAAGUCGGAAUAAACCGAAAGCUGUCGUUUUCCAGCUGCGACUUAUAGAGAUUUGUGUUCUGUCUGUGCUGUGCCACUGCCCUGACCACAGACAAUGUCUAUGCUAUGUAUACUCUAUGGUGUGAGUGAGUUUUCUUGUCUAUGGUGAUAAAAUGUCGUUCUUUUUAUGUAUAAAAUUUUGUUUUCUUUGUUAUUAAAUAUUUUAAGUAUUCAAGAUAAAUGUAACUAGUAUAUGAAUAUAUUCGAUAAAUCGUUGGUUUCUGAGAACAAUAUCUUUUAUAUAGAGACUUUGGUCUCAAAAACCUUCGAUAAAUAAAUCGGCGGUCAUUUGGAUAUUGUAAAUUAACAAAGACCAUAAAGACUUAUAUAAAAAUAUAUAUAUUAUUUUUUCAUUAUCCCGUCUUGGAUUUUAAUUCUAUCUCAUUUAAAGCAUCAAUCAUACCUUUUCCUUAUACUGUCUUAAUUUUAAUGUAUAAUAAUUAUAGCCGUGGGAUUCCACUGUCAAAGUUGUCAAAAUAUACAAUCGCACUUAGAU
Papilio machaon (common yellow swallowtail) is the source of this 1547-nucleotide messenger RNA. Its product is annotated as oxysterol-binding protein-related protein 11. The transcript is spliced from 5 exons. Bases 210 to 842 code for a protein of 210 amino acids. Lineage: Eukaryota; Metazoa; Arthropoda; Insecta; Lepidoptera; Papilionidae. The record is from RefSeq and is a predicted model, not a curated record.